AUGCUUCGCAAGACGCAGCUCUUCCGCUUCGCGGCAUCGCACGCUCUGUUGAGCGGUGGUAGCUCGCAUGGCCCCAUGCCGUACCAGGACAAGUCGUACCCGGUGCAGCCCCACAACCUGAACGAGCUCCAACAGCCUCCGGACAGCUGGCGCAAGAGCCCCAUUAUGAGCAAGCUUAUGGACCAGUCUCUUCCGGUGUACGAUGAUGUGGUAACCGGUGUUGGUCGCCUGUACUGGCAGGAGCCAGCGCGCGCGUGGCACCUGUUUGAAGCCGAUGACACCCUCAUGCUGGAGGAGCACGAUCGCGAGGAGUGGAACGACCGGCCGUAUGUGGCAGUGAACCAUCUGUACGAGCCCCCGAUCGGUAGUGAGGAGCGCCCCAUCCGUGUGGAGGGGACUGGCAACCCAGGUGAUCAGCAGAUUGUACUGUGCUUCGGUAACUGUGCUCCGCAUGUGCCACAAUCUAACUACUAUAUGAUGAUGAAGGGUUACAGCAAGACCAAGUGUCCCAUGUGCCAGCAGUGGUUCUACGUACACAACCGCCCUUGGCUGGUGAUGCACCCAGACUGGACUGAUGAGCCGGCCGCGGAUGAGGGUCCGGCCUACACGUUCGCCGAGAUCGAAGCCGAGUUCGACCGCGACUUCCACGAGUUUGGCGUCUACCUCAAUGCUGAGUGA
This is a messenger RNA of Leishmania braziliensis MHOM/BR/75/M2904, 678 nucleotides long. RefSeq lists its product as hypothetical. The transcript has a single exon. Lineage: Eukaryota; Euglenozoa; Kinetoplastea; Trypanosomatida; Trypanosomatidae. Bases 1 to 678 code for a protein of 225 amino acids. Gene Ontology annotation, cellular component: mitochondrial envelope. Gene Ontology annotation, biological process: mitochondrial electron transport, cytochrome c to oxygen. The record is from RefSeq and is a predicted model, not a curated record.